AUGUCAAUCAAAGACCUCCCUGCUGGAUGCUCUAAGGAUACGAUGCUCUCUUCGGCUCCGGACGAAGGUGGCGAGAAUCGCCUUCUCGGACCCACAAACCCGGUGUUGACGACUUUACCAAGUAACUUCAACGCUCAAAUCAAGUUUGCUUCCUGUGCUGAUGUCAUCGGCCAUAUAAGAGACCAAGCCGAAUGUCAUAAUUGCUGGGCAAGUGCUUCCGUCGGAAUGUUCAACGAUCGUGUAUGCAUCCAGUCCGGCGGUAGAAUCACGGAUAUCCUAUCUCUCGCAUACCUGACUUCAUGCUGCAAUCAUGCUAACGGAUGUCCGAAAUCGGAUGGGUGUAGGAGAGGCUCCGUGGCUGAAGGCCUGAUCUUCAUGAAAAAUCACGGCAUUGUUACUGGUGGUGAAUACAAACCGCCCAAGAAACUGGGCAACGAUGAUGGCUGCUGGCCUUAUCCAUUCCCGAAGUGCAAUCAUGUACCCGGAAUGAAAGUCAAAUACCCCAGAUGCGGGUCUAAGGUAGGGCGUCUUGCGGCGCCAUCACAUUGUGAUGGACUCCAUUGUCGUAGGGCCGGAGACGUUCACCGUGCUAAAAGCUGGGGACGCCUACCGAUAAGCCCUGAGAAGAUCAAGCAAGAAAUAUUCGAUAAUGGACCCGUUGCCGCGAUAAUGACGAUCCACGAAGAUUUCCGACUUUACAAGUCUGGUGUCUACGAGUACAAAACGGGUGCCAUGGUGGGGGCUCAUACCCUUAAACUUAUAGGUUGGGGAGUUGAGGCGGGUCAAGAGUAUUGGUUAGCAGUGAACUCUUGGAAUGAGGAAUGGGGUGACCAAGGAAAGAUCAAACUUGCAGUGGGGAAAAAUGCUUUGGAUGAGGAGUCUAGACAACAAGUGCCGAGAAGGGCAGUGAAUGAACUGGACGAAGACGCGAUGAUGGCCGAAUCGGGCGCCAAGACGCAGAAGGCCAUGGCCCAACUGAAAGAAGACGUGUUCGUGGAAAAGCAAGUCCACAGCCACUUCGAGGAAUAA
Messenger RNA from Perkinsus marinus ATCC 50983, 1029 nucleotides. Its product is annotated as cathepsin B, putative. Gene Ontology annotation, molecular function: cysteine-type endopeptidase activity. The transcript is spliced from 8 exons. Gene Ontology annotation, cellular component: lysosome. Bases 1 to 1029 code for a protein of 342 amino acids. Lineage: Eukaryota; Perkinsozoa; Perkinsida; Perkinsidae. The record is from RefSeq and is a predicted model, not a curated record.